AUCCAAAAACGUAAAAACGAGCGAACGAAACGUAAAUAACGAGUACAUUUUGUUUUUUUGUAAAGUUCUUUGGGGUUUUUGCCUGUAAAAGUGGCGUAAAGUGCGACAGCUAAGCCGGAAAAACGAAUAUUUCACAGUAAAAGUUAAGAGUUGUCUGCGAGAAAGUCGUUCUUUCUGUGAUGCGAGAAUCUACCGGAGAAGCAUUAGAAGAAAAGUUAAUAAAAAUGAUAAAAUAAUUGUGUAGACCUAUAUGCAUGUGACGUUGAUGGGAGAGAACCGCAAGAACGCUCGUGCGUGUAUUUUGAAGCAUGCUGAUUUAUUGUGAAGGCCAGAACUAGGGUCCCGGAUGUGUUGAAAGCAUCGAAGGUGACUUCGGUGACCCCGAAACAAACGAAUAUCCCCGAAAAACUUUGUUUACAAGGACGAAUGAGGUCCACCAAAGGGGGGCAGCGCCUGCGCAACGCCGACUCACCGUCCUCCUACCGACUCUGGGACAGGCCAGGGCUCACUUUUAUACCUAAAACACUAUCCAGGUCAAACAGUAUGAAGUUAAGCUUUACUUUAACACCAUUAUAUCAUCUGAAACCGUUAACAAAAGAUGUGAAAACUCGAAAGCUGCCUAUUCCAAAGAAAAGACACCCUCCGCCUUCCGAACUUUGCAAAGGCUGCAGGGAGGUUAUCGACAAAGUAAGAGAGCGUUACAAUAAAACCUGGAUUAAGCAGUUCGAAGAUUAUCGAAAAUUCAGAUCUGAGCUGAGCAAAAAGUGCCAUGGUAUCAACGAUGCAUUAAUCACCCAGGCCAACACCCCGGUGGGAGCAAAGAUUGUGUAUGAUGGGGAAAAGAAGCGCUCCCUCCAGGUGACCCCGGAGAUUUUCAACACCUUCCCAAAGGAGCAUCCAUUCCCAAACAAAAUAUGGAGAACAUGUGCUGUUGUUGGGAACGGUGGGAUCCUGUCCAACAGCAGCUGUGGAAAUAUGAUUGAUUCAGCGGAGUUUGUUAUAAGGUGUAACCUACCUCCCCUGGACCACGGCUAUGAGAAUGAUGUAGGGAUCAAGACUGACCUUGUGACAGCAAAUCCAAGCAUCCUCAUUAACAAGUACGGGUCUCUACAGGAGCGUCGGCGUCCGUUUGUGGAAAGUCUGCGUACCUACGGCAACUCUUUACUGCUCCUUCCCGCUUUCUCCUACGCCUUCAACACGCCUUUGUCCCUGCGGGUCGUGUACAGCAUUGAGGACUUUAAAAGCCCCGCCCGGCCUGUCUUCUUCAACCCCGAGUACCUUGAGAAUUUGGGCCUCUUCUGGCGCUCCAAAGGCCUAAAAGCACCAAGGGCCAGCACCGGCCUAAUGAUGGCGAGCUUGGCGCUGGAACAUUGUACCGACGUGCAUCUUUAUGGGUUCUGGCCCUUUGGUAAUCACCCCCAGGGACUCCAUGCGCUGACUAACCACUACUACGAUGACGUACAACCUAAAAGCGCAGUCCAUGCCAUGCCGGUUGAGUUUGAAUUUUUGUUGCAGCUGCACAGUCAGGGCGUGCUCAGGCUUCACCUGGAAGAUUGUGAACCAGGUUUCAAGUAGCUCCCAAACCCAACCGAAGGGCUGGAGAGAAGUGCUUUUAUUAAAGCUGAACCGUUCAUAAUGUCUUUCAUAUCAUUUUGAAUGAAUGGACAGACAGUUUUGCGGCUCGUGACAUGUGUCCUACAAGGUGGAUGCUCGGACUUGUAGUGAAUGCUGAGUUGGCCGAUGAGCAGCACUAAAAAAAGACCUCUUUUACGUAGCAAAAGAGACAUUUGCACUAAAAUCAAACAAUUAUAAGAAUGUAAAAAUAGAGCUUCAAUGGAUCUAAAUCGUAUUUAUUAACAGGAGAAAAGAUAAUAUAUUUUAAAAUCCCUUGUCCCUUGUUUGGGAUCAAACUGAAUGUAUUUAUUAGAAAAUAUAUUUCCUGUUG
Messenger RNA from Pungitius pungitius (ninespine stickleback), 1945 nucleotides. RefSeq names its product ST8 alpha-N-acetyl-neuraminide alpha-2,8-sialyltransferase 6 (gene st8sia6). Lineage: Eukaryota; Metazoa; Chordata; Actinopteri; Perciformes; Gasterosteidae. Gene Ontology annotation, biological process: N-glycan processing; oligosaccharide metabolic process. The record is from RefSeq and is a predicted model, not a curated record. Gene Ontology annotation, molecular function: alpha-N-acetylneuraminate alpha-2,8-sialyltransferase activity. The coding region runs from base 427 to 1575 and encodes 382 amino acids. The transcript is spliced from 7 exons.